AUGGCGGCUCCUGUCUUUCUCCAACCAGUAUUUGGAUGGUCUUUUACCAUGUAUGAUACCGAGGAUUGCAGCAACUCGUCAAACUCGAACGCAGUCGCAGAUAGAGUGGAACGACAAGGCGACGUCGAUUGCGACCCUGUCCCGAAUGCGAAUCUGCAUAAGUCGGUAAUAGGUGGAGUUCCGGCUGGGAGCGAGUGUCGUAUCUCGUUCUAUCCUCACCAAGGCUGCAACGAUAGGGUCGCGUUCAGUCUGACACAAGACACCACGUCUUGUCUCUCCAUCGCGGACUUUGUUGAACCACUCGCAUAUUAUGGCGCUACGGACUGCGCGUCAUGA
Molecule: messenger RNA, 336 nt
Organism: Daldinia caldariorum
Lineage: Eukaryota; Fungi; Ascomycota; Sordariomycetes; Xylariales; Hypoxylaceae
Exons: 1
Coding region: 1-336 (111 amino acids)
Source: RefSeq, a predicted model, not a curated record